This is a messenger RNA of Dunckerocampus dactyliophorus (ringed pipefish), 1450 nucleotides long. RefSeq names its product Jupiter microtubule associated homolog 2 (gene jpt2). The record is from RefSeq and is a predicted model, not a curated record. Lineage: Eukaryota; Metazoa; Chordata; Actinopteri; Syngnathiformes; Syngnathidae. Gene Ontology annotation, cellular component: nucleus. Bases 116 to 781 code for a protein of 221 amino acids. The transcript is spliced from 5 exons.
UGCUGGAAUAGGGUGGGCGCUCGCCUGCUGAGACCAGGAGGAACUUUACAAGUCGUCCAGUUGGCAAACUGACCAAGUUGUCUUCGGAAACUUGAAGCCUCACAACAAAACCACCAUGACUUCGACCAACAUGUUCCAAGGGUUGGAUACUGGGUCAAAACCGAGCUCAAGGGUGCUGCGGCCUCCUGGUGGUGGCUCCAGUAACCUGUUUGGAGGAUAUGAAGAAGAAUCCCCACAAUCUAGAAGACCAAAUAAGAUGGCUUCUAAUGUGUUUGCUUCACCAGACGAGUCCCAGGCUAUACCCAAACGCUCCAACCCUCCGGGUGGGAAGAGCAGUGGAAUAUUUGGGGAACCUCAACCUCCAGUCCAACCUCAGCGACCCGUGCCUCCAGGUGGACCAACCAGCAACAUAUUUGGGUCUGCGGAAAAUGCAGCUCUCCAAAGCCCAAGCAGAAGUCACCCAAAUAAGCCAAAGGACAAUCUAACCGUAGGACCUGAACCUGAAUCACCAGCACCUGUGGUCAAGGUCAGCCAGCCCGAGGUCAAAGAGCAAUCCGUCUCACCAGCCGUUGUGCCAGCUAAGGAGGAACCUGCUGUUGCUGCUGCUGUUCUUCCUGCUGCUGCUCCUCCUCCAGCCCCCCCUGAGCCCUCCUCCUCUUCCCCACCUCCUAAUGACGAGACUUCGCUGAAGAACCACGAGCCUCACCUGGGACCCAAGCCUCGUUCGCACAACAGGGUCCUCAACCCCCCCGGAGGAAAGUCGAGUGUGGUAUUCUACUGAUCCACGGAACACACCCCUCCCGUCCCAGUGUGUGUCUGUACAAUUUUUGUCUGCUUCCCCUUGCAUCUUCUCUCAUUCCAACUCCCCACCCCACUCUUCUCAUGGUUGUCUCACACGUAAAGGAAAGAUCAGGAGGUUUUGUUCUUCAAAACAAAUACAGACUGAUCAGUUGUCCUCAACUUGUUGCACUUUCAACCUGAUUGCAGCCCCUCAGCUCUUUUCCCAGUUCUCCUUGAAACUGCAUAAUACAAUCACGCCUGAUCAAUCAGUAAUCAUUAGCGCUGUGAAAUGGUUCCAUCCCAAUACUGUUACUCCAAAAAGACUUCUUUGGCCCUCAAGUUUUCCCUUUUUGUCAGUAACUCCAUGAGUGACACCUUGUUUUUUCUUCUUGGCUUUCUCCAAACAGCCAAUAGGAGAACUUGUCAUCUAUGUUCUCUUUUGCCUUGCUGUCCCUGUCAACCCAACAUGUGCCUGACACAAACUGUUUUCUGUCAGAACUAACUCUCUUCAGGGAAGAAAAUACCAAAAAUUGACAGACUCGAAGAUGAAUGCAGCUGCUUACUCCAAAAUGUUUCUGCUUCCCCCGAAAAAUUCCAUCUUGAUUUUACGCGAAUGUGUUUUUCUGCUUUGCCCUCAUUGCUCGCUUAAUCUGCCUUUAUUGUUAUUCCC